Brassica rapa (field mustard) is the source of this 1174-nucleotide messenger RNA. RefSeq lists its product as uncharacterized. The record is from RefSeq and is a predicted model, not a curated record. Lineage: Eukaryota; Viridiplantae; Streptophyta; Magnoliopsida; Brassicales; Brassicaceae.
AUUCAGCAUCUUCAUUUCAUUUGCUUUAAAAGUAAAAUUUCGCAGAAAAAAUCAAUUAAAAAUGAAUUUUCGGGGAGGCUGUUGUAUAGCGAGAUACGGAGGCAGUGGUGGUGGUGGUGAUAUGUCAAAGGUGGAUAGGAUUAUGCUCCGGUACCGUCCGAUUGCUCCGAGACCAGAUUCCGGCGGAUCCUCUUCGCUGCCGUUGGAUUCCGUAUCGCCCAAGUCGCGGAGAGGAAAGAGAAAAUAUUCGAAAGAGAACAGUAGCAGCAGCGGGGGAUCUGUUAACAGUAACGGCAACAGUAAACGGAGGAGAAACGAAGAGGCUAAGAACGGAUCUGAGACUGUGACGUUGCCUCUUCUUCCCGAGACUCCUGAGAGGAGGAAGGAACCGCCUAGGGUUUUGGUGCCUGCGGCGGCGUCUUCGUGGUUGAGUUUCGGAGAUGACGGACGUUAUCAAGCGGCGAAGAAGAGUUUAGAUCUGACGGAGGGAUUACUAACGGCGAGAACGGAAACGGUUGUGUCGUCGUUGUUAACGGUAGAGUGCGUAACGGAGGGGGAGUACGAGUUAGGGUGUACGGACGAGGAAAAGAAGAUGAAUCUGGAGAGGGACACGUGUCCUGGUUUUAUAUCGGACGGUUUAGGGAGAGUCGUUUGGACGAAUGGUUCGUACAGAGAUUUGGUGAUUGGGAAGGACAAGUGUUGUAGUAAGAUGAGUGUGUGGCUGGUGAUGAAGGAGAAGCCUUUGCUAACGAAACGGACGUUCACAUGUAGAAUGAGACUGCAGUACACGUGUCGCGAUAGUUUAGUGAGUUCGAUUACUUCGCCUUGUGAUGGUUGGAAGAUGAAUGACGGUGGCUUCGCGUGGCGGCUUGACGUUAACGCUGCACUUUUUCUUGGACGGUGAGUUUUGGCCGUUUGAUCUGCAGGAUCGAAUAUCUACCGUUAGAUUGACAUGAUGAGGAGAGAAGGCUUAGUUAACUAGAGGCUAGAGCCAUGCAGUUCGAGAUCUUUGAUAUUUUCACUUAGAACUUAGGAGGAAUGUACAUAUUUUGCAGUUUUAUUUUCUGUUUUGGAGCUUUUGUGUUUCUUAUUUUUUUUUUUUUGGUCGAAGUUUGUUUGGUAAUCGAUAUAGUUUCUUUUAGUACUUCGAUGAAUGGCAGGUAGCUUAUGUUAA